AUGUUUGCCCCCAAGACCAUCAUCGCCGUUCUCGCCGUCAUGGCCGGCCUUGCCUCUGCUGCCCCUACCGCCACGCACAAGACCACCUUCGCUCUCGGUAACGGCAACCCUGCUUCAGGUGAAGGUGGCUGCGUCCUCGAGGUCGCUUCAGAGGUUGGAAUUGGCUGCGUAUCCAUUGUUGUCCUUGACGGCACAACAAACUGUGACAAGCUCUCCACCGAGAAGUCUGGCCCUGCCUGCAACGGUACCGCCACGGUUGACUUCUCUGCCUCUCCUGCCAAGGCUACCUUUGUUGAGGGUGACUUCACUGCUUCUUGCACUCUCAAUGGCACUACCUGCAGCACCUCUUCUUAA
Messenger RNA from Talaromyces proteolyticus, 354 nucleotides. RefSeq lists its product as uncharacterized. Bases 1 to 354 code for a protein of 117 amino acids. The transcript has a single exon. The record is from RefSeq and is a predicted model, not a curated record. NCBI's taxonomy places the organism in Eukaryota, Fungi, Ascomycota, Eurotiomycetes, Eurotiales, Trichocomaceae.